UAUGAAAGCAAAUUAUAAAGUUAAAAAUGUCGGUUGUAGUAAUUGCCAUAGCCACUGAUAGUGGUGUACCAAUAUUUUCUAGGAAACGAGGCAACAGUGACACUGUACAAUUUUCAACAAUAGCAUCAUUACAUGGUAUUAACAUGUUUACUAAAUGCCACAAUUUAACAAUGUUGAAUACGCUUGUUGAUAAUGGCAAAAUAUUAUGGAAGGAGUACUGUAAGAGCGUCACACUUAUCGGCAUAGCAACUGGUGGCUUAGAAUGCGAUUUAGAACUUCUCUUGGCAUCUAUACAUGAUGUCAUGAUAUUUUGCAUUGGAAAGAAGGAACUAGAAACAUUAAAAAAUGUUGAUCAAACCAAAAGAGAUUUAAGACAGUGCUAUCCUUUAAUAGAUUAUUUGUUGGAAUCCCUAGAUCCGAAUGCAAUUUCAAGUCCAUUACCAACUUUAGUACUUGAUCUUGUACAGAGCUUUUUGUGUCCACAAGCUCAACAAUUGCAGCAAGCACUAGACAACUAUGCGGAAAGUGUAACUGGGAGAUGGGCAUGCCUUAGUAUACAUGGACAUCUAGUAGCCACAAGCUCAGAUUUUGAUGAGCUGAACCCAAGAGAAGCACGACUUAUGCUGUUACUGGCUGCUUCACAAGAUGGUGCACCCCUGCGCGAAACACCUGUAUAUUUACCUCACAUGAGCCCAAAUGUCGCAUUCAGAGCGGUGACGUGCAAGCUCUUAUCAGACGUUUAUAUACUAGUUGUGUGUGGAGCUACUCCGCCUCUAUCGCAAAUCGAUGAAAUAGUUUUGCUUUGUUGGGAAGGAUACGCUCAAGUAAUAAAAGAAGCCAAACUAAUACAUCCCAGGAAUUUUCCAAUGAGUAUAACAUUUGAACCAUGUGUUUUAGCUAUUCUAGUCAUAAACAUACCGAAGCGCAGGUGUGUAUUUUCGAGACAUUUGCACCCGACACAAAAAGGACGCGGCAUGUCCGGGUCACACAGAUUGGACAUACUAAGAACAUUUUACAUAACUACAGCCAGAGAUUUAGCUCCAGAAUUGCGUAUAGAUGACCAAGAGAGAGAUUAUUUGGCUGGUUUAACUGAAACAUAUUGGUGUUCAGAAUAUCAUAAAUGUCACGCUCAGAGAAUGAGAAAUCUGUUGUGUUGUGUUCUUUACACGUCUACCGUCCACAAUCACACAAUGAGAUCGAUCACAAAUCAAAUAUUGCAAGAUUUAAGUUCAAACAAAGAAAUAUAUUGGUGAUACCAAUAGAGCAUUGCAUAGAAGUGGUGAUGUUAUGCGUUGUUAUAAAUGUUUUAACUGCAUAUUUACAUCUCUAAAUCUGCCAAUGGCCUGAAUGGUUUGGAUGGAAGGCGGAUGACACGAAACAAGAAGACAAGAGGUUAC
Bombyx mandarina (wild silkworm) is the source of this 1397-nucleotide messenger RNA. It is a transcript of the gene fy, whose product is annotated as fuzzy planar cell polarity protein-like protein. The record is from RefSeq and is a predicted model, not a curated record. Gene Ontology annotation, biological process: vesicle-mediated transport; non-motile cilium assembly. NCBI's taxonomy places the organism in Eukaryota, Metazoa, Arthropoda, Insecta, Lepidoptera, Bombycidae.